Endocarpon pusillum Z07020 is the source of this 342-nucleotide messenger RNA. RefSeq lists its product as uncharacterized. Gene Ontology annotation, molecular function: shikimate 3-dehydrogenase (NADP+) activity. Gene Ontology annotation, biological process: shikimate metabolic process; chorismate biosynthetic process. NCBI's taxonomy places the organism in Eukaryota, Fungi, Ascomycota, Eurotiomycetes, Verrucariales, Verrucariaceae. The transcript has a single exon. The record is from RefSeq and is a predicted model, not a curated record. The coding region runs from base 1 to 342 and encodes 113 amino acids.
AUGGCUUAUAAGAUGGCAAUCAUUCCACAUCUUGACGAGCUCACCCCUGAAGGCGAAGCAAUUGGGGCCAUCAACACUAUGUUCCUCAAGGCGAAUCCAGAUGGGAGCAGGAGAUUCUGUGGGACAAAUACGGAUUAUGUCGGCGUCCGUAAAGGGUUUUCCGCAAAUGUGCCAGAUCUCGCAAUAUAUAGAGGAAGGCCUGGCCUUGUGAUUGGUGGAGGCGGAACAAGCAGAACUGCUAUAUAUGCUUUUCAGCAUUUUCUAGAAUGCCCACCCAUCUACAUGGUCAAUCGGGAUAAAAGCGAAGUCGACGCAGUAAAUUGGAAUGCUGAGCACAACUGA